CUCCCGGUGCAGCAGGCUCCGUCCCCGCGGCUGCCUCCAUCCCGCCUUCGGCUCAGCGGGCGGUGCGAGCAUCCUCCUGCCUCGGGUCCCCGUCCGCUCUCGGCGCUCCCUCCCUCGGAGUCCCUGUGCCGACCUCCUUUUCCUCGCUUCCCCUGCUCUCGCCGGGGAGCGCGGGCCUGUGGGAUGGGUGGGAUGGGGGCGACCCUCACGGUAGGGCCCGGUUCCCACACGCCGAGGCUCCCGCCCCACCCCCAGCUCGUCUCCUGCGCACAACAGUAAAGGCUGAAAAUCUGGGUCACAGCUGAGGAAGACUUCUCACGUGGAGUCAAGGAUGUGGCCUGCUCUGCUGCUGUCCCACCUCCUCCCUCUCUGGCCACUCCUGUUGCUGCCCCUCCCACUGCUGGCUCAGGGCUCCUCCUCCUCCCCUCGAACCCCACCAGCCCCAGCCCGCCCCCCCUGUGCCCGGGGAGGCCCCUCAGCCCCACGUCAUGUAUGCGUGUGGGAGCGGGCACCUCCACCAAGCAGAUCCCCUCGGGUCCCAAGAUCUCGUCGGCAAGUCCUGCCAGGCACUGCGCCCCCUGCCACCCCAUCAGGCUUUGAGGAGGGCCCACCCUCCUCGCAGUACCCCUGGGCUAUUGUGUGGGGCCCCACAGUGUCUCGAGAGGAUGGGGGGGACCCCAACUCUGCCAAUCCUGGAUUUCUGGACUAUGGCUUCGCAGCCCCCCAUGGGCUCGCUACCCCACACCCCAACUCAGACUCUAUGCGGGGUGAUGGAGAUGGCCUCAUCCUUGGAGAAGCACCUGCCACCCUGCGGCCGUUCCUGUUUGGGGGCCGUGGGGAAGGUGUGGACCCCCAGCUCUACGUUACAAUUACCAUCUCCAUCAUCAUUGUUCUCGUGGCCACUGGCAUCAUCUUCAAGUUCUGCUGGGACCGCAGCCAGAAGCGGCGCAGGCCCUCAGGGCAGCAAGGUGCCCUGAGGCAGGAAGAGAGCCAGCAGCCACUGACAGACCUGUCCCCGGCCGGAGUCACUGUGCUGGGGGCCUUCGGGGACUCGCCUACCCCCACCCCUGACCAUGAGGAGCCCCGAGGGGGACCCCGGCCUGGGAUGCCCCAGCCCAAGGGGGCUCCAGCCUUCCAGUUGAACCGGAUUCCCCUGGUGAAUCUGUGACGCCCCCCAGUGUUGGGGUGCUGCCAAGCAGGAGGCCAAGGGGCUGGCACAGCCCCCAUCCCGCUGAGGGUGGGGCAGCUGUGGGGAGCCGGGCAAGGGUGCUCCUGGCCCCUGCCCUUGCACACCACCCUGGAACACUCACUGGCCCCACGGGCAAUCCUACCUGCUUGCCCUCCUAUAGGUGGGGGCCUCACAUAUUUGUGACUUCAGUCCCCCAUCCCCACCCUUGCACACUCACACGAAAGCCUUGCACACUCACCUCCACCCUCACAGGCCAUUGCACACACUCAUACUCCUGGACGACCGGUCUGCACCCCUCCCCACUUCCACAUCUCUCUGCUCAGUGGCUCUCACCCUCUCCCUCUUGUUUCACAUUUCCACUCUCCCUUCCCCAUUCCAUGCUCAGCUCACUCACGCGGUGGUCAGUGUUCCUCGCACACUUCACCUCUCACGUGCAUUUCCCAGCCCAAUGUCGUGGUGUCUCGUGGCGUGCUCACUCUCUGCCUCAUGAACAUCCACUGGUCUAGUUUCUGUGGCCCCUGCAUGCUGCCCCUGACGUGGGUGGGAGGUGAGCUGGGGGCUCCUCAUGCCCUCAUCUGUCACGGUCCCAUUCCAUUCCAUGUCACAUGUUUUCCUCUCUCCCCCAUCCUACUCCAAGGGCGCUGGCAUCACCCUGAGGGUUCCCCCAUGGGAACAGGGAUAGUGAGUCCCCAAACUUUUCCCCCACCCCACUGCUACAUCCUGUUGUCUGAGAGAUGGGUUUUGGGGAGUCGCCUGCUGCACUAAAUGAGAAAGGGACUCCCAUUUGUCCUUCCCUUCCUCCUAAGUCGCCUUUGUUUUGUCUGUCCUACUGUCUGUGUGUGUCACUCUCUGGCAUUCAGAGCCCCUGAGCCAGUCCUCCACUUCCAAGCCUCCCUUAGGGCCUCCCUAAUUCCACCUAGGCUGCCAGGGACUGGAGCCAGCUGCUUCAAGGCCAUUGGGAGCUCUGCCUCCAGAUCUACCCCUCGCCUUCCUGGGCUCCCUCAUGUCCCUCCCUGCCUCCCUCCUUCCUCCUCUCCUCUCCCUCCUUUUGCCUCCUGCCCUUUCCUGCUCCUCAGGUUCUUCCCUACUUCUCACCAGUUUCUCCACCUUCCUUCUUCUCCUCUUACCUGGCUCCUAUGCUGUGAUAUAUAUUUUUGUAUUAUCUCUUUCUUCUUCUUGUGGUGAUAAUCUUGAAUUCUUGUGGGAUGUAAGUUUCAAAAUUUUCAAAUAAAGCCUUUGCAAGAUA
Molecule: messenger RNA, 2435 nt
Organism: Lemur catta (Ring-tailed lemur)
Lineage: Eukaryota; Metazoa; Chordata; Mammalia; Primates; Lemuridae
Gene: PIANP
Product: PILR alpha associated neural protein
Exons: 6
Coding region: 332-1168 (278 amino acids)
Biological process (GO): regulation of immune response
Cellular component (GO): membrane
Source: RefSeq, a predicted model, not a curated record